AUGUCUGGAAAGCUUGACCAGUCUCUCGAUGAGAUUCUCUCGACCCAACGCCGCUCUGCCGGCGGACCCGGCCGUCGCUCUCAGCGUCGAUCCACUGGUGGUCGCCCUGCGGCCGCUGCCCCUGUCGGCGGUGUUCAGAAGACAUCGCGACCUGCGCGCGGCGCCGCCGCCAACAAGCCUAAUGCCGCCAAGCCCGCGCAAGGCUCUGGUGACAGCAAGGUCAUCGUGAGCAACCUGCCCAAGGAUGUCAACGAGCAACAGAUCAAGGAGUACUUUCUCACAUCAGUUGGACCCAUCAAGAGAGUUGACAUCUCUUACGGACCUAACUCUGUUAGCCGUGGCAUUGCCAACAUCACAUUCCGUGAGGCGGAUGGCGCUAGCAAGGCCUUCCAGAAGCUGAACGGUCUUCUCGUCGACAACCGCCCGAUCAAGAUUGAGAUCGUUGUUGGGGCUUCUCAGGCAGCCAACGUCAUCCCUCCUGCCAAGAAGACUCUUGCUGAGCGCACCACACAACCCAAGGCUCAGCCCAAGUCUGCUGCCAACAACAAGCGCAACAACAACAACAAUAACAACGCGAACGCCGGUAAGGGUGGCCCUGCCGCUGCUGGCACUGGCGGCAAGAAGCCCCGUGCCAAGCGCACCGGCCGUCCUGCAAAGAAGACGGCCGAGGAGCUUGACUCCGAGAUGGCCGAUUACUUCGAGUCUGGUGCCAACCCCAAUGAGAACGCCGCUGCCCCCGCUCCUGCUCCCGCAGCCACCAACGGCGACGCUGCUAUGGAGGAUGAGAUCAUGUAA
Messenger RNA from Colletotrichum scovillei, 795 nucleotides. RefSeq names its product RNA recognition domain-containing protein. The record is from RefSeq and is a predicted model, not a curated record. The coding region runs from base 1 to 795 and encodes 264 amino acids. Gene Ontology annotation, molecular function: mRNA binding. The transcript is spliced from 5 exons. Lineage: Eukaryota; Fungi; Ascomycota; Sordariomycetes; Glomerellales; Glomerellaceae. Gene Ontology annotation, cellular component: nucleus. Gene Ontology annotation, biological process: mRNA export from nucleus.